Messenger RNA from Prunus dulcis (almond), 1402 nucleotides. RefSeq names its product transcription factor MYB30-like. The transcript is spliced from 3 exons. The record is from RefSeq and is a predicted model, not a curated record. Lineage: Eukaryota; Viridiplantae; Streptophyta; Magnoliopsida; Rosales; Rosaceae. The coding region runs from base 1 to 795 and encodes 264 amino acids.
AUGGUGAGAGCUCCUUGCUGCGAGAAGAUGGGAUUGAAGAAAGGGCCAUGGACACCUGAAGAAGACCAAAUUCUAGUUUCCUUCAUCCAAAAAUAUGGUCAUGGAAACUGGCGUGCCCUGCCAAAGCAAGCUGGCUUGUUGAGAUGUGGGAAGAGCUGCAGACUCCGGUGGAUAAACUAUUUGAGACCCGAUAUCAAGAGAGGAAACUUCACAACAGAAGAAGAGGAAGCUAUCAUUAAGUUGCAUGAAAUGCUGGGUAACAGGUGGUCAGCAAUUGCAGCAAGAUUACCAGGACGCACAGACAACGAGAUAAAAAAUGUAUGGCACACCCACUUGAAGAAAAGACUCAAAGAUAAGACUUCAACCUCAUCACCAGCAAGCAGUGCUUCCAAUGUCACAAGCCAAUCUGCUGAGCCAGAAAAUAUGAAUUCUCCACAACCAUCUUCCAGUUCCAGUGAUGUUUCCUCAGUCACAGAAGUCUCAGCUGCAUUGACUGAUGAUAAUCACCAGGACAUGAUAACCAUCAAAGGCGAAAACAUGGAGCUUUCGGAAACAUUCCCCGAAAUCGACGACAGUUUCUGGUCUGAGGCACUCUCAGCUGAUAAUUCCAGCAUCCCAUUGGAAUUUCCAGAGGCCACAAAUGAUCAAGCACAACCCCAAUUUCCAAUCACUGAAAACGAUUCAGGGGAGUUGGGUUUUACUUUUGGUCCAAACAUGGAUGAUGGCAUGGAGUUUUGGUACGACCUUUUCAUUAGAGCUGGCCAUGGGGACACACCGAAGUUACCAGAAUUUUGAUCAACUCUUUUACCAUACCCUCUCUCUUUUGGAGGCAAUUUUUAAUUGACGGUUAGAAUAGUUAUUAAAUAUUUCUAUAUCUUCAAAUUUGACCGUUAACAAAAAGCUAGCUGUUAUAGGACAGAAUUUCAAUAGUGGGGGCAAAGUCUGUCGUCCAAAAGUAAGACUUGUGCAUUGACGAAGAAACUAAAAAGCUAGCUAGUACUUCGUAUAAAGGAUAAAGGAUACAUGUAUAAUCUAGAAAAGGUGAUUCGGGUCGUCUUCACAAUAUUGGUGGUGAUUUGAAAGGUGGAUAAAGAACAGAAUAAACUGUGGGAGACAAUUAAAAAGAUUGAGUUGGUGGAAACAGUUUUGUAUAGUUUAUGGCUAGCUAGGUUUUAGUGAUGAUCCUCCUUAGCCGCUUGUUAUUAUUUGUUCAAGUUUAUGUAACAAUGAUGACGACGACGAUGAUGAUGGCGAAAUCGAUGAUGUAGUUGAACUUUUUUCACAAGGAAAGAAAUUUAAUUAUCAUAUGCUAUGAAAAUAUUUGCAUCGGAUUAUGUUUUGAAGUAAUUUGUUUGAUCAUGGAUGGAUGUUUGGAGGUUCAUCAAAAGGCCAUAUGAGCUCA